Molecule: messenger RNA, 2089 nt
Organism: Oldenlandia corymbosa var. corymbosa
Lineage: Eukaryota; Viridiplantae; Streptophyta; Magnoliopsida; Gentianales; Rubiaceae
Source: the annotation of a GenBank genome assembly
CGAAGAUCUUCGAAAGUAUCUAGCGGAAGCAUUUAUUGACCCAAACUAAAUAACCAAAAAGCCCACAAAAACAAGUCCUUCUAUUCACACAGUCCCCACUCCGGUGUGUGUGUCCAUAUAAAUACCCAAAUGCCAAAAAAAUAAUUGUUUAAAACCCUAAAUUCCAAAAACCCCUUCUUUCUUUUCUUCCCCAUUUCACCAUCUUUCGGCUCUCUCCGCUUUUCUUCCCUUUUCAAUUUCUUUCUGAAUUAAAUUUCUUUCUCUGCUUUUUUUUUUUUUCUGGGUUUUAUUUUUUUUUAGUUGGGUUUUCCUUUUUCAAUUUCAAUUCCCACUCUCUGUCAUUACUCAUCAUCACCACUGCACAGUAGGUUUUUUUGGUUUCUUGAUUCCUGAAGUUUGUACUAUGAUUUAUUAGAUUCCCCUUUUUCAUUCCAUUCUUCUUUGAUCUCUGCAAAAAAAUCCCGGCAAUGGAUUCCCAAGAUUCCACCGCUGCUCCGCCACCUCACCACCUUCAUCACCAACAAACCUACCACCCUCAUCACCAACAACAACAACAACAGCAUCACCACCACCACGCUCAGCCACCGCCUCCCUCCACCAUUCUAGUAUCCCCAUCUCAUCAACACCGGCCUCAACCCAACUCUUACCCUCUCCAAAACCCCAAUAACAAUAACAUGAUGCAGAAUCAGCAAAACCCUUCUGCUCCUCGCUUCCCCUUCAACACUAUGAUGUCCCCGUCUGGGCCGAAACCCAUAAUUGAUUACUCCGACGGCGGUGGCGGAGGUGGGCCGGCGUCGCCCAAUGGCGGUGCCGGGUCGGCGGGUGGGUUCAGCAUUGAGCCUGCUAAGAAGAAAAGAGGGAGGCCCAGGAAGUAUUCGCCUGAUAGGUCUGGAAGUAGCAUUGCUCUCGGGCUUUCCCCGACUCCGGUGACGCCUAUGUCCUCCGGUAUGGGCCUUGCUGACUCCGGUGCUGGUGGCACUGCGACGCAUUCCACUGAAGCCCCGGCCAAGAAGCACCGCGGGCGUCCCCCUGGCUCUGGGAAGAAGCAGCUCGAUGCCUUAGGAGUUUCUGGAGUUGGGUUUACACCACACGUUAUUACUGUGAAAGCUGGGGAGGACAUUGCAGGAAAGAUAACGGCUUUCUCACAGCAAGGGCCACGCACCAUCUGUAUUCUAUCAGCGAAUGGUGCCCUCUGUAGCGUGACCCUUCGACAACCAGGAUCAAAUAAUGGUACUGUUACAUAUGAGGGUCGAUUUGAGAUAAUUUCUUUAUCAGGCUCCUACUCUCUGGCAGAGGAUACUGCUAGAAGAGGUCCAAAUCUGAGUGUAUCUUUGGCUGGGAGUGAUGGAAGAGUCAUGGGUGGUGGGGUUGCGGGAGCGCUUAUGGCAGCAACACCUGUGCAGGUGGUGGUUGGGAGUUUCAUUGCCGAUGGGAAAAAGCCAAAAUCUAGUAAGUCUUCUGCAGCACAAGCCCCCAACAUGCUGAACUUUGGAAAUCCAACAUCAGGGGCAAGCCCCCCUUCCCCUUCCCAAGGUGCAUCAAGUGAUUCAUCAGACGACCAUGGUAGUCCACUGAACCGCAGCACUGGGCCAUACAACAAUGCCCAACCAAUGCACAACAUUCCAACAAUGUAUACAAAUAUGGGGUGGCCGAACUCCAGUAUGAAGAUGCAUCCCAAUUGACAUCACCUUCAUUGCGUUAUUGACUUGUUGAGUUGCUGCGACUCUGGUAGAGGUUGACUGCAAAUGCUAACAGGCAGACAGAUCAUAGGGCUUUUCUUUACAUCUCUUCUUUCCUCCAUGUUUAGUUUUUUCCCAUCCGAGUUCGCGAUAUAGGUUUGGUUUAGCCGAGGCAAUAGUUGUCCACUACCCCCUAUCCUGAGAUUAUAUGUUGGCUUCAGCUUUUGACCUCCUAGCUGCUUCUUGUAAACUUCCUUUUUCCAGUAGGAAUUGUUAGUUGUAAUCAUGGUUUCAUCUUCUGAGUGGGACGGCACAAGUUUCAAAAGGCAUUCUACCUUCUUUUCUUCUUAGUUAAUUUUUUUUUUUUUUUUUUUACUUAUUGGCAUUUACUCUGAUUUAGUCAAUGAUGG